AUGGCCGUGCCGGAGUUGAAUACCUACGUAGGACUAGCAGUUGUAUUGGGCGCUUUUGCUGCCUUGGUGGCCGUCUUGAUUCAACAGUGGUGGCAAAAUAAGCCGCUAUUAGCCACAAAGUUCGAGGAGCCAACAGCUCUCCCCAAGGACUUUCACAGCGGCGCCAGAAUCCUUGUGGCGAAAAGUCACGCUGAGUGGAGUUUCGCCCGCAAGACCUUUCGCUUUCUCGAAGUCUUUGUGAAUAUUGCUUGGGUCUUCGGCAGCAUGGCGGUUCGGCCCUAUGCAUGGCUUCCAGUGGUGUUUAUGGCCUAUGCUUUACCUGCUUAUUGUUUGGAAUGGACAGUUUGCCAGCUGUGGGAGCAACCGGCAUUGGCCUUCGCUUUGCAUGGCCUACCUGCCGCAGUUGCACUCAUUCGUAUCGUGCUGCUGUUUGCUUUUACCCACAUGGUCAGAGCAGAAGCGCUAGGAUUGGGCAUUCUGCGAAACCCCGAUGGUUGGAAGAUAGGCUACAGGAUCGAGUGGUUGCAGGGGCAGAAAGUCCACUUUCCAUGGCCCUUGUGCUUCUUGGAGGAAUUGUUGCCUGAAUCUUCGGGAGAGGGCGUGGUGGGUGGGUAUUUCUUAAUACGUACCGGUUGCUUCUUACUCUACGUUCUGAUCCUUGCUUCCGUGGUUUGCUUCAACACUUACAAAGGGCUUGCUUCAUAUACAACGUCUGCGCAGGAGCAAGCCUUACAGGCUGAAGAGGAGAAGAGCUUGAAACAAAAAGAGAGGUCAGAGCAAGCUGCGAUGGUGAAAGAUCUUCGGAUGGGCCGGGACUCUGCUGUAAAGCAAGAAACUGCAUUCUGGAUCUACUUCGAUGCAGUCUUGGUGGUCUAUGACAUGAUUUCAGACCUUGUGACGGUCUGGACCCUGCUUGCAGUGAAGAGAUAUGAAUUAGCUUCCAUGAUGGUCUUCAUAUUCAUCCGGAGUGUACUUCUUCAAGUUUCCUCAGGCAAACCCCGGACCUUCAUCGCAGAUGUGCAGGCGAGCGUCCACCGUGGGAUCCGCCACCAAAACUUCUUAGAUAUUUUGCAAGAGGAGCGGGGGUUUGAGGCCCCCUUCAGCCUGAUGUUGACCUCAUACUCGUUGCUGGUUUGUGUCAAUGAUGUAUCCUCAGCUCUCAGACAGAGUAUCAGCAUUCUCGUCUCCGCCUACGGUCUUGCAAACUUUAUUUACAUACAGCUCGACUUGAACCUGGUCGAUGAGGAAGAGAUCCAAAGAGCAGGGGUUCUUGAAAAUGCAGUUGAAGAGGUCAUACAUGCUAGCAAGAGUUGGAAGAGCUGGAUCUUCGGCUCCGAUCAAAGCAACUCACGCACGGGCCUCGUUCUGUUCAGCGAGGAAUGA
This is a messenger RNA of Durusdinium trenchii, 1383 nucleotides long. The record is from the annotation of a GenBank genome assembly. NCBI's taxonomy places the organism in Eukaryota, Dinophyceae, Suessiales, Symbiodiniaceae.